AUGGAUUGCCCAACAAGUACUCCAUUCUCCAUUGGAAGAUUCAACAUAGAGCGUGUCUCCAUGUCUGACCGACGCAGAAGCUGGGCUGAUAACAGCACACUUGAAUCUAAUAGGCAUCUUUCUCAUGAGGUUCCUUUCCCUGAAAAUAGGAGGCCAGGUCAGCAAGCCCAUGUUUUUGUAAAUGAAAUGACGAAUGAUAUCAGAGAUGAACAUGUUUUAGACCAUGGACCAGACAGCUGCCACUAUCAAACAUAUUCUGCAGACACAAUAAAGGAGAUGGUCCUGACAAGCAAGUCUGAAAGUCUGGAGUCCCUAGAGUGUUCAUCCGGCAGUGAUGAACUCUCAUCUGGAUAUACCUCCACUACUGAUGGGCUGGUUUUGGAGGUACCAGAAGAACACAUACAAGAAGCUCUCUAUCACCUUAACCAAUCUAUUGAGGGCUUUAAUACAGGACUUCAGAUGAUUCCUUGCUCCACAGAUAAUCAGGAACCAGUAGUGGUGGGGAAUUGUGGCAAGACAGGGAAUUCUCUUGCAGCUGGAAUUUGCCUUAAUCCUGCAAAUUUGCCUGUGUGUAAUAAGAUAAUCAUUAAACGACAAAUGGCUUAUAACACCCUGGAUGCCACACCCAGACAGGAACACUACAUCAACUCAAUAGCACCCGGGAGAUUAAAACGCAGUCGUCCAUCUCUGGACGUUCUCCGUAAUGCUAUAACAGAUGAACAGCAAAUGGUCCCGGUCAACUUGAAUGAAGAUAUAGAAACUUAUGACAAAGAGAAGCUUGAAUUGCAGGAAGAAAAAGAUAAAAAGAAAAAGAAAUCAAAGGGGGGACCUGUUCGAUUUGGGUGGGUUAAAGGUGUCAUGAUACGGUGCAUGUUAAAUAUUUGGGGGGUCAUCUUGUACUUGAGGUUACCAUGGAUCACAGCACAAGCUGGAAUAGGUCUGACCUGGGUGAUCAUUCUCAUGUCUGUUCUGGUGACAUCCAUCACAGGCUUAUCCAUCUCCGCCAUUUCCACUAAUGGCAAAGUCAAGUCGGGUGGAACAUAUUUUCUGAUCUCUCGGAGUUUGGGCCCUGAAUUAGGAGGUUCUAUAGGACUAAUCUUUGCCUUUGCCAAUGCCGUCGCAGUCGCUAUGCACACUGUGGGCUUUGCCGAGACUGUUGGGGACCUCUUGAAAGAAUAUGAUGCUGUAAUGGUGGACCCAGUCAAUGAUAUCAGGAUCAUUGGUGUCGCAACUGUUGCAUUACUCCUCAUCAUCUCAUUAGCUGGAAUGGAGUGGGAAGCCAAGGCACAAGUAGCAUUCUUUAUGGUUAUCAUGGUGUCCUUUGCAAGCUACUUAGUGGGGACAGUCAUUCCUCCCAGUGAAGAGAAACAGUCCAAAGGGUUUUUCAGCUACCAAGGUUCCAUCUUCUUGGAAAACAUUGUUCCCAACUGGCGAGGUGAAGCUGGAACAUUCUUUGGCAUGUUUUCCAUCUUUUUCCCAUCUGCUACUGGUAUCCUAGCUGGUGCAAACAUCUCAGGAGACCUAAAGGAUCCAGCAGUGGCUAUUCCCAAGGGAACGUUGGUGGCCAUAUUUUGGACCACAAUAUCCUACCUUGUCAUUUCUGCCACUAUAGGCUCAUGUGUGCUGCGUGAUGCAUCCGGCAUUCUGAAUGACACCAUACCACUGAAUGAGACAGACUGUGAAGGACUCAGUUGCCAGUUUGGCUGGAAUUUUACUGCUUGCCAUGAAACAGAAUCAUGUUCUUAUGGGCUAGCAAACCACUACCAGUCCAUGAGCAUGGUGUCAGCAUUCAGCCCUCUCAUCACUGCUGGCAUCUUUGCAGCCACUCUCUCCUCAGCUUUGGCCUGCCUGGUGUCUGCUCCCAAAGUCUUCCAAUGCCUCUGCAAAGACAAGUUGUACCCCUUUAUUGGAUUCUUUGGGAAAGGGUUUGGGAAGAACAAUGAGCCUAUCCGUGGGUACAUUUUGGCUUUCAUUAUUGCUGUUGCAUUCAUCCUUAUUGCUGAGCUGAACACAAUAGCUCCAAUUAUCUCCAAUUUCUUCCUGUGUUCCUAUGCUCUCAUCAACUUCAGCUGCUUCCAUGCGUCCAUUACCAAUUCCCCAGGCUGGCGUCCAACUUUCCGUUACUACAACAAGUGGACCUCUCUUUUUGGUGCUGUAGUGUCAGUGGUCAUUAUGUUUCUCCUGACAUGGUGGGCAGCUAUCAUUGCAUUGGCUAUCAUCGUUAUACUGCUAGGUUAUGUCACCUACAAGAAGCCAGAUGUGAACUGGGGGUCCUCUGUGCAGGCUGGAGCUUACAGUAUGGCACUGACCUACAGUAUGGGCCUAAAUGAAGUGCAAGAACAUGUCAAGAACUUUAGACCACAGUGUCUCGUACUAACCGGACCCCCCAACUUUCGUCCUGCAUUGGUUGACUUUGUCAGUUCUGUAACUAAGAGCACAAGUUUGAUGAUCUGUGGGAAUGUUGUGACUGACUCUGACAAGGUGCCAGACUCAGAGGGACAUCUGCGGUGGCUGAACACCAGGAAAGUGAGAUCAUUCUAUACUGUGAUUCGUGAAAGCACCUUAAGAGCUGGAGCCAAAAGCCUAAUGCAGGUCUCUGGUCUGGGUCGUUUAAAGCCAAACACCAUGGUACUGGGUUAUAAAAGUAAUUGGCUAAAGGUUCCAGGGCAGUGCUUAGAGGAAUAUGUUGGGAUCAUUAAUGAUGUAUUCGACAGUCAGUUUGGUGUAUGCGUUAUACGCAUAAAGGGAGGCCUUGACGUGACACAGAAGAUGCAGGGAGAAUAUAACAUGGCAUUCCAGGACUCUGAUAAUGAGGGGAUAUCUGAUAAAGAGACAGAAAAAGAAUCUCCAUGCACAGUCCCAGAGAUAAUGAAUCAGACCAAUACUGAAUUCCAGAGCCGUCAGCACAAGAGAAGCAUCCAUAUUUACUGGCUAUACGAUGAUGGAGGCCUGACCUUGCUCAUCCCAUACUUGCUGACUCGCAGAAAGCGCUGGAGCCAAUGCAAAGUGCGGGUUUACAUCAGAGGAACACAGGAAAAUGCAGAGACGGAAAGGAGAGAAAUGCAGUCUCUCCUGGAGAAGUUCAGGCUAGGAUUCCAUGAUGUUGUCGUGCUGACCGAAAUGAACCAGAAGCCCCAACCCAAAAACAUACAGUUAUUUGAGGACCUUAUAGCUCCAUAUCUUGUCGAAGAGCAGAAUGAUCAUGAAUUUGAAAUCCCUCCCUGGAGUAUCAGCGAAAAUGAUCUACUAAACCACACAUCUAAGUCGGAACGAUAUGUGAGAAUGAAUGAGAUCCUUCAGGAGAAUUCACGGGAUGCUGCUCUUAUUGCAAUUAGCCUCCCCAUUGCAAGCAAAACGGACUGCCCCAGUUCCCUCUACAUGGCUUGGCUCGAAAGCCUAUCACGUGACAUAAUCCCACCAAUCAUCUUUAUCCGUGGUAAUCAGCAGGACUCACUCACAAUAUACUGCCAAUGAGCUAAAAGAGAAAAGGCACCAAGGUUAUUAAGAGUGUCCAGCUCAUUUAUUACUGGAAAUGAAUUUUUUUUUAAUUAGUAGCUUAAGUAUAACUAUUGUGUAUUAUUGAGAUGAGAAAGCAACUUCAGAACCAAAGCAAAAUAAGUGACAGUAAAUAUCCCCCCCCCCCCCCCCAUCUGCGAUUAAAGGAAUCACUUUUACAUUACUCAUAGUGCUUUUAUAAUGUAAAAAGAAACUGAUUAACCCUCCGUCAGGCGCACCUCUGGGACUCCCGGGUUCAGGCGCCUGUUAGAAAAUCGUCAUUAGCACCUAAUUAACUCAAUUCUAAUGCUCUUAAAGUGAUUAUUGACCUUCAUUAGGAUGUACAAAGAGAGAAAUCGCAGGUUUUACGGGCCAUUUCAGCAGAAAAUCUGAAUCAAAAAAGAGAAAACACGAACAUGAGUACAAGUUUGGGCGCAGUGUGCCUGAGGCCUUCCUGACAAACCUACAUAUUUCCACAAAAUAUCCACAGCCUUUGUAAUUUUCAUUCAUAAAAUGAGCAAAAUAAACAAUAGAUGAAAAUAAAAAUAAGAAUUUACUUACCGAUAAUUCUAUUUCUCGGAGUCCGUAGUGGAUGCU
Pseudophryne corroboree (corroboree frog) is the source of this 4092-nucleotide messenger RNA. RefSeq names its product solute carrier family 12 member 3-like. The record is from RefSeq and is a predicted model, not a curated record. Gene Ontology annotation, biological process: cell volume homeostasis; potassium ion homeostasis; chloride ion homeostasis. NCBI's taxonomy places the organism in Eukaryota, Metazoa, Chordata, Amphibia, Anura, Myobatrachidae. Gene Ontology annotation, molecular function: sodium:potassium:chloride symporter activity. Gene Ontology annotation, cellular component: apical plasma membrane. The transcript has 26 exons. Bases 1 to 3474 code for a protein of 1157 amino acids.